Messenger RNA from Drepanopeziza brunnea f. sp. 'multigermtubi' MB_m1, 825 nucleotides. RefSeq lists its product as uncharacterized. NCBI's taxonomy places the organism in Eukaryota, Fungi, Ascomycota, Leotiomycetes, Helotiales, Drepanopezizaceae. The record is from RefSeq and is a predicted model, not a curated record.
AUGUCUAAACCUACUCAAGAACCCUUAGUGCAAGAUGGAGAACUCAUGGCGAGUCUGCCGCUCCCAAGGAUAGUUCAAGCUCCAGAGGACAAUCCCAGCGAGCAAAGCAAACCGGUCGAAGAAGAGGAGCUCGCGGAGGAAGAGAGAAGCACAUCACCGGUGACAGUGACCGAAGAAGCUUCAGAGGUAGUGGAAGAAAGCCCGAUAACGUCAGUCAAAAAGCCCAUGAAGAAGCUGUGCGGUGUCUGCAAUACAAACGAACCCAAAUACAAAUGCAGCCGAUGCUACUUGCCCAACUGUUCAGUAAAAUGCUCAACCCUCCACAAGGCAACCCAUCCUGCUGAAGAGAUACGGCCAGCAAGCUUACCACCGAAACCAGAGCCGCAGGUUAAGACGGGCGCCGCAAGAGCUGGAACCGUAGGUGGUGCUACAAACUCGAAUCAGAAGGGAGCCUUUUCAGCGCUGGAUAAUUCCAAAGAGCUUCAAGCGCUAUUCAAGAAGCACCCACGCUUACCAGGUUUGCUCGAGAAGAUCAACAAGGCUACGCUUCCGCCGACGAAUACGACCGGCCAUCAAAACCAUAACGGAGGAAAGCGGAAGGACUUGCCGUGGAAUUCCGAACGUGGUCUUCAAAAAGGCAUACAGGAGCUCAAUGAUCUACGCAAUACGGGAUCGAAUGAUGGAAAAGCGGUGAGAGAGUUUUCGAAGCUCAUACUACUGCUGUUGUCUCAAAAAGAGGGAAAUUCGGCGCGAGAUGAGGUCGAAAGAGAAGUCGCAGUCGAGAACCACAAGAUCAUCGAGCAGCUGCUGAACGUCGAAUCAUGA